CGGCGCCAGGACCUCGCCAACCGCUCGCUGCGAGUCGAGGCCGCUGCCUGCGUCGUCCAGCAAAGGGACCCGAAAAGCAACGGCAUCUGCUCCGAGCCCAUCGUGAUCCCGGAAGCAUGUCCGCACCGCUUCUGAACGAAUACACUCUGGCUUUUGCGCUGCGAGAAGCCUUUGCGACUCUGACAGGGGGGCUGAGGCUCCCUCCUUCGGAGAUAUCCCGCGGGUUUGCGGUCCUCCUCGUCGUGCUUCAAUUUGCGGCUGCACUCGCCCCCUAUAUCGUGUGGGCCAUAUUCAAUGCGGCGCUAUCCAACAAAACAACAGCUCUGUACGGCUUCAUGGGAACCAUUGCGGCUCUGCUCGCUGCUGUCGCUCUCGCCGAUCGAUACUUCCUCCACGCCCGCCGGGCUCGAUAUGCAACCGUUGGGAUCUUGGACGAUGCCAGCAUCGCUCCCUCUGAAAUCGAGGAUCGAGACUCGGGAUCGCUCUCCUAUCUGAUCUUCCAGUUUAUCUUUCAGACAAAGGCUCAACACUGGGUGUUUGCAAUGCUGCGGAUUGCUCUCUCUGCUCUCUUUCUCGGGCUGUGGGUCUGGUCCUCCACUUUGUCCUCCCGGUCGCAAGUUGUCGCCGGUCUUGAAUGGAUUCCAGUGUUGAUGGCGCAGUGGUCGCUGACGAGUGGGCCUCCGCCGGAACCCAACAUCUUCUUCCCCGAGGAUCCGAAUGGCAUCGAUCGGUUCACGCGUCCGUUUCAUGUCUGCGUCGCGAUCGUCUGGGGAUAUCUUGAACAAGUGUAUGCAGUUUACACCUACUCGGAUGUCUUCUUCCUGGCGCUGCCGUUGUUCUGGAGUACCGGCGUCCUUCCGUCGCUGCGACUCUCUCUGUGUCUCCUCGCCGAAAAGGCCGGCAUACUGAUUCUUGGAGAGGAGCCUCUCAUCGGGGGUGCUGCCAGAUUACUGGCUCUACGAUCGCUCGGCUACCUGCUAUUGGGCGCUGUUCUGGCCCUGUACCUCUGCACAUCCAGCCUCGGCGCCGUGGUGAUCGUUGCUCAAGCAUCGGCGUGUAUCCUUUCAUCGACGGUGAUCAACCAGAUGAUGCCGUUUGGACUGUCGAUUCCGCGUCCUGGCCGGACUCUGGCAAGAGGACUGGCUCAUAUGGCCUUUCGACUCGCCCUCUCUUGCAGCCUCGUCUAUGUACAAUCUCAGUCAGUCGUUUCAACCCAUCAGUGGACAGCCUAUGCUGUUUAUGUCCUCUUCGGCUCCAUGGUUGUCUGCUCCCGUCUUGUGCGGCCGUACUUAUUCAGCGUCGUGCGGAAUCCAGUUCCGCCCCAGACACACAGGAUUCUAUCGGCCGGCUUCAUGCUGCUCCAUCUGGUUGCUCCUUAUUUCGUCGCUCUGGACCUGGCGCCGUCGAAUCUGCCGAAUGUGUUUUCGGCCAUUUUCCUGGCACGAGCGUUUCGGAGAUCCUGGCAAGAAGUUUUGCCGUUGCUCUGUGAGCUCUCUGUUGUUCGUAUCGCCGAAGCUGCCGGGGGGAGUGUCCUUUCGACCUUCAACUCGCUGGAUAUUGGUUUGCGACUCCUGAUAUCGUAUUUAGUUGUCGCUACCGUCCUGGGAAUCAAAGAUCGGCUUGGGUUUGCCACGAUGACCGUCUUCUACUUUCUGACGGACAAGAAGCAGCGACGCCGUGGGUGGCCAUUCUAUUUGGCGUACCUAGUUGUGUUGGCGCCGUUGAUACUGGCGCUGGUCGCACUAUCGGCAGCGCUUGAGAUGCCGCUUCUCUCGUUCCUGGGGCUGCCCGUGUUUUGGGUUGGCUAUCCUCGUACACAGUCGCAGUGGCCGUGGGAAGGAACGGAGGCAAUGGACGGACACUCGCGGGAUGCGCCGCUCUAUGUCGAUCUCGCACCAUCGCUUCUAGCACACCCCGUGAUCCGAAUGUCUCUGCUUUCGAUGCGCCCCGGAAGCACUCUUGUCGCCAAGCUGGACUCGCGGAUCGUUUUUAUCAGGAUUUGCGAGCUGUGGUUUGAUGGCGUCGUGGUGCUCGUCCGAGGUCUUGAAUUGGUUCCCACCAGCUGCCAUACCGUCGAGGCUGCCGGAAUGGAGUCUGUUUUCGAGUCUGCAUCCUCCGGCUCAGCAAUCAACCGCAACUUUCUUCAUACCAUGCAGCCGCUCUCGUCGGUGAAGAUACCCACAUAUUCAGACUCCAGGACCGUCGCCACCGGAAUAUUGGACAAUCCGGAGAACCUUCGCCUGCUCCCAGCAACCAUAUACAAGACGCUUGUCUGGAUCAUCCACCGAAACUUUUGCCAAGAGGAUCUUGCGGCGUGGCAGGACUUUCCGUUGAGCAAAGAGACUGUGCAGUCCGCUUGGCGCAGGUUUCCCGUCAAGUGGUACGAUUUUCUUCGCUCCGAGAGCUCCGCCUCCAGUCUCCAGGAGCUGAGGCACAUGGACGAGUCGAUGAUGGUUGUGGCAGCAGCAUGCUACUCCUUUAUAGUCCAUCCAGGCAGCCCCGACUAUCUCACUCAGUUCGCCCUCUAUGAAUCGUUUCUGGGCCAGUUUCAGGAGCUCCACUUCAACCCGUGGCUCUUGGAAGAUGACCAGAGGCCGCUGCUGCAAACCUGCAUACGUGCCUACCGAUGUGCCGUUAUGCUCAUAUACGAACAGUCCGUCCUUGGCGUGAUCGACGAUUUCAGGGAGCUCUCUGCGCGUUUGGCAGUGUACGAGCUGGACUACCACAUCGGAGUAGAGCCUCCGAGUGAAUACCAAGUGGACGCCGAGCCUCUCUUUGCCGAGUGGCAGCACCAGAUCCAGUCCAAGCAGAGGGCCAUUUUUGCGUUCUCUGGUAUCAAGGACGAGCAGAUACUCAUCAGAAUUAUGAAUUACGGAGUGCAAUCUGUAGACCUCGGGCACUUGAAUCCUGAGGCCAUCAAGGGCAUCUGGGCUAAUCUGAUUCUCGAGCUCCUCUACCUUACCAAUGACGAUGAAGAGCGGUACAGCAUCCAAGCGCACAAGCAACUCUUGCGGAAUCUGACAAUACAGGCGGCCAAUCCUCCGCUGGGCUAUCCAAU
This is a messenger RNA of Polychytrium aggregatum, 3058 nucleotides long. RefSeq names its product Pecanex protein-domain-containing protein. The record is from RefSeq and is a predicted model, not a curated record. Gene Ontology annotation, cellular component: membrane. The annotation marks the transcript as partial. NCBI's taxonomy places the organism in Eukaryota, Fungi, Chytridiomycota, Chytridiomycetes, Polychytriales. The transcript has 14 exons.